Messenger RNA from Varanus komodoensis (Komodo dragon), 2840 nucleotides. It is a transcript of the gene CDC42EP4, whose product is annotated as CDC42 effector protein 4. NCBI's taxonomy places the organism in Eukaryota, Metazoa, Chordata, Lepidosauria, Squamata, Varanidae. The transcript has a single exon. The record is from RefSeq and is a predicted model, not a curated record. The coding region runs from base 129 to 1136 and encodes 335 amino acids.
GGAGUACUCAAACGCCAGCAAGAGGUUUGAGGCCUGCGAGGCUGCGAGAGAACAGUUGCCGUGUGACUGAAAAGAAGCUUGCUGCCUCUUUUGACUUCGGUGCCUGGGAGCUUGUGCCUGUUGCAAACAUGCCUAUCUUGAAGCAACUGGUGACAAAUUCCGCUAACUCCAAACGCCGCUCUCGGGCAGAUCUGACAGCCGAGAUGAUCAGUGCCCCGCUUGGCGACUUCCGUCACACCAUGCAUGUAGGCCGAACGGGGGAUGCUUUUGGAGACACGUCCUUCCUCAACAGCAAGGCUGGGGAGGGUGAGCAGGAAGUUGCCGAGGAGGCGAGCUCCUCAUCCAAACCGGGCCUGCUGUCACGCAGGUUCCGCAGCAGCAAGCGGUCUCAGUCCGUGACGCGUGGCGAGCGCCGCGAUAUGCUGGGCUCUCUGAGGGACUCGGCCAUUUUUGUGAAGAACGCUGUCUCGUUGCCUCAGCUCACUGAGAAGGAAGCAGACAGGAGUGGUGGGAAGCAGCUGCCCAAGAGCCUCUCCUCGAGCCCUGUCAAGAAAGCCCCUGAGGAGAAGACCCCGGAAGAGAAGCACAUGAAUGGCGCUGCGGCGGCCCUCUACUCCGGCCCCCACAGUCCUGGCUUGGAGGAGCGGAACUUUGGCGACAUAACUGACUUGCCCCUGGUCAUCCCCAAGAGCAGUUACGGCAUGAAGCAUGCGGAGUCCAUCAUGUCUUUCCAUAUUGAUCUGGGGCCUUCCAUGUUGGGGGACAUCUUGAGCAUCAUGGAUAAGGACCCCUGGGAGCAAGAGGAUUCUGGUUAUCAGGGUGGAGAGGACCCACAAAGGGAGCCUGGCCCUGUGGAGGCCUCAGCAGCGCCCUGGCUGAGCCAGGAAAGCAAACUCCCACAGGAUUCCUUGGUUCAGUACGACGACAACCGAGCAGCAACGUAUAGUCCGGGCUCAGCCCGCAGCAUCACGAGCCGCCUCACUAUGGACAGCAGUUCUAUCUCCAGCUGUGCAUCUGUUGGAGAGGAACAGCGUAGCUUAGCCAGUAAAGGGCAGAACUUGCCAGAGGAAUCCACAAAACAGCUGGACAAAGAAUUCUCCUUCAUGGAUGAGGAAGAUGAUGAGAUAAGAGUAUAAGGAAGGUGACUGGAGCUAUCUGCCUCUUUUGACUGAAGAACAGAUAACUUGCAACUGAUUCUGGAAUAAAUGGGGUUGCAGAAAAGUUGUACGAUUUUGGCAACUUUCUCAGUCUUCAGUUUCACCACUAUCAUUCUCAUAAACAGGCUGCUGGAGAAAUAGGAUACCACCAUGCUCUUGAACCCCAGUUGGAGAGUAAUCUGGGGAGGGUGAUGAACAUCAAACUGGAAAAUCACUUUUAAAUGGCUCGUUUAUAUUUAAGAUAAUCUAGGCAACUCCAGGAUCAGAUAGAAAUAAAGAAAAUUGCUUGAGGAUAUUUGGAAAAACAUUCGUUCCCAGGAGAACUCCAGAGUAAUGGGUUUUGUUUGUUUAAAGAAGAGAUUCUGGUUAAUUUAUGUACUGCCUGUUUAAAGCAAUAUAGAGCUGAAUACUAGAACAAAGCUCAAAAGCACUAGUUUCUCUAGUAAUAUAUUUUUCCCUUUUCAUUUUUGCUAGUACUCUUAAGGGCUUUUUCCCUACUGCAGAGGAGAUUGCCAUUCUGGACCUGGAGAAACACUGAAAGACUUUGCAUUUUUGUAGAGAGGAAAAACCCAGGAACCUUUGAAAUAACCAGAUUCUCCAUAUCUGCAUGUUUGGAUGCUGACAGCUAUCUCCCUGUGGGCAGGCCUCUGGGAAAAUCUACAAACUUUGGAAUCUGGGCUUGAAAUUUCCUAAUUUUUUAAAAAAAGUAUUGCUGACAGAACUAUUUGAAUAACACAAAUGGGGAUGGGAGGAGUGGAGAGCACCACUAUCACCAUCUGCGUCACACUGCGAUCCUCUUUCUGGUCUACUGGGAGGCAAAAUAUGAGAACAGUUCAAGGUGCUAGCCCUUCUUGAAACAGACUGCUUAUACCGCCCACACCCCCAAACACCCCCCCCCCAAAUGUGUUGCCCUUGGUGGUGAUCAUGUGGAUAUCUCUCUUAAGUGGAGUAUUCUUGGAGACACUUUGCUUAUGUAAAAUUGUUUAGAAUUAUCCAGUGAGGUGAAUUGCAAGAGUAGAAGUCAGCCUAGUUGCCCCAGCAUUGAAGAGAAGGCAAGAUUGUUCUCGGCCCACUCUGUCUCCAGGCUCUUCCUUUGGGUGUUAAGAGGAUGGGAUGUCCUGAGAGAUGUUGGGGUUGCUAGGGCAACCUGUUGGGAGGAAUGUGGCUUCUUUGCAUGUCUACAGAUGUAAACUGAAAGUUCCAGAAGUAAACAAAUCUGAUGCAGCUUCAUCCUUUCUCAGUUGAGACUAGAAUAUCAGCAAAGCUGACAGAAGCACAAAGAGCUUGGCACACCCUGUUCCAGGGACAAUGGAGGAGACUACAUUGCUCAGUUCCUCCCUUUUGAAAUUGCUUUCGGGACCUCCCUUUGCAGUAUAGAUGGGUGGUGUGCCUUACAUUCCCAUCGCCUCCUGGCCCUCUUAUAUUUUUGCCUUGCUUCACAUUUUGCUGGGCAUUAAACACUAACUUUUGCCUUUUUAAAAAAAUAUAAUUUUAACCUUUUGUUCAGACUGUAUAUUAGAUCUGCCCACCCUUUGGGGAGUAGUGGCUCUCCCUCCCUUGGAUUGUGACUUUGUUGCGUGUGUACAGGUGUUUGUUCAGUGCAUUGGAUGGAAGACCUUUUAAAGAUGGCAGUAUGUUUUAAAAUGCAAAGAAAUUAAACUAUAGUAAAAAGGCACCUUAAAU